CUCUGCCCCGUCCUUCCUAGACUACGCCGUCUCUUUCUUCCUCCUCUCUCCACAACUUUCUUCCUCCCCAAAUUCGGCCCAAACGAAUUCGUUAAAUAAUCUCAGAAAACACACGGUUAACGGGAUCGAAGGGAUUAAAACGAAAACGCUCCGAUCCUGUGAUCAGGUCUCGGUGCUAAUCGUGUGAUUUUUUGAGGGUGUUUGGGCUUGUGAUUUAGUGUUAGGGUUUCGGAUCUGGAGGAUUAGUUCUUCCGACUUCCGAGUCAGACGACCAUGAAUGAGCAGAUGAUGAGACCUCCGGCGCUGCUGCCGUUCCACCAGAUGUGGGCGGCGGUGCCGGCGGCUCCCCCGCCGGCGAUGGAGCCUCCGGUGGCGGCGUUCAAGCCGGCGCGGCCGUCGUGGAAGCGGGCGGCGCGGACGCCCUGGAAGCGCAAGGCCCAGCCGCCGGCGGCGUCGGUCGGCGCGAGGUGGGGCGGCGCCGCGCCGCGCAACACGACGUCGUUCCUGAUCCGUGCUAAGCGGGCCGGGGGCGUGGCGUCGCUGGUGUCCCCGUACCCCGUGACGCCAGCGGUGCUCCCGACGCCGGUCCUGUCGCCGGCGCGGGAGGUGCUGGUGGAGAUGGCCAAGGAGGCGUGGGGCGUGGACGGGUACGGGUCCAUGAAGGGCCUCAUCCGCCUCCGCGCCGACGCCGGGGACGCCGCCGGCGAGGACUCGGGCUCCGGCGAGAGCGACGUGGAGGAGCACGUCGAGGUGGAGCGCCGCCUGGACCACGACCUCAGCCGCUUCGAGAUGGUCCACCUCCCUGCCGCGGCCGCGGCCGCCCUGGGCGGCGGCGGCGUGGACGACGACGAGGACGAGGAGGCGCGCGCCGCGAGGCUGGAGGAGGAGAACCUGACCCUCCGGGAGCGCCUCUUCCUGAUGGAGCGCGACAUGGACGAACUCCGCCGCCGGCUCCUGGCCGUCGAAGAGCUCUGCCGGGACCGCCACAGCGACGGCUGCGUUGUGGACGCCGCCACCGCCGCCGACGAGGCCAUGCUCUCCGAGAGCGCGGCCGCCGUCGCAUCCCCCGGCGCCGGCGCCGGCGAGGAGGCCGACACGGUGGACGCCAUGGCCAUGGAGAAGUGAAAAGCAUACAGUACCCGCUACCUGACCAGACAAAGGCCUUCUCGGCCGUACUGCUGAAACUGUACAUACGGUUUCCAUUUCCCUGUGCAGAUGUCGCUGUGAAGAGUAGGAGGAGGAAGAAGAAGCAGCAUCAGCUUUAGAAAGCUUUUUUUUAGAGUUACUCUUCGUUCGUUGCAUCUUGUUAGUUUGAUAUCGUCUAGCUUUGAUUUCAUUUCAUGUUCUUGUAGAAAGAAUCAGCCAUCGGUCAGGAAAGAGCGAAAGCCCGUGGACGACGACGGAAUGUGCGGGGAGGAACACGAGAUCCUGGUGUCCUCCACCUGCUCGUCCAGAUCCUCAACCCCACUAGUCCCAAACUCUUACCAGCUUUUUUUUAGUGCAGCCAGUAACAUGUUGUUUUGUUGUGAAGAAAAAAUUGUUAUUCCGAAAUGUUAUCUGUUUCGUUUUUAAUCUUCUG
Molecule: messenger RNA, 1579 nt
Organism: Sorghum bicolor (sorghum)
Lineage: Eukaryota; Viridiplantae; Streptophyta; Magnoliopsida; Poales; Poaceae
Exons: 1
Coding region: 274-1125 (283 amino acids)
Source: RefSeq, a predicted model, not a curated record